UCGACCUUUCGGUGGAGCACUGAGAAAAGCUUCUUCUGCCAUGGCGGUCUCCUUAUUGGAGAGAUUUAUUUUCCCACCACCGGCUUCUCUCUUCAUCACGGGAAUGUCGGCGAUUGGCUUAUCAUUAGCCGUUAUUGGGAUCGCCGAAGUACGAGGAAAGCACUUGCAGUAUUCCAAAUUCUGGAACGUAAAUUCUCCGAAACAUGGAAGAAAGCAAAUUGAGCUUUCUAGCAGAACCGGGAUGCUCUUUGCUUAUACUCCGGCAUUUCUUGCCGGUCUCGCAUCGUUUGCGCUUUUCCGGCAUCAGGAUCUCCGAUUUCUGCUGCUCCAAGCAGCUCUAACCCUUCAUUUCUUCAAGAGGAUCUUCGAGGUGCUAUUUGUUCAUAAAUACAGCGGGGGGAUGAUUCUUGAUUCUGCAAUUCUUAUCUCUCUUAGCUACUUUGUGACCACUGUAACCACGAUCUAUGCCCAAACCCUAACCCUAGGGAUUUCAGAGCCACCAGUUGAUUUGAAGUAUCCUGGAAUUUUGUUGUUUCUUAUUGGAAUCAGUGGCAACUUUUACCACCAUUACCUCCUUUCCAAGCUGAGGGGAGAGGGUGAGAGAGAGUACAAGAUUCCAAAGGGUGGUUUAUUUGAGUUAGUGAUAUGCCCACACUAUCUUUUCGAAAUUAUAGGGUUCUUGGGGAUCUCAUUUAUAUCUCAAACAUCGUAUGCAAUCUCUUUCACUUUGGGCAGUAUCUUUUACCUUAUGGGAAGGAGUUAUGCAACUAGGAGAUGGUACCUCUCCAAAUUUGAAGAUUUCAGUGAGGAUGUCAAGGCUCUCAUUCCAUAUGUUUUCUAGAAUGUAAAGCACCCUGAAAAGUGUGAUCAAUUAGUUUGAAGAUAUAUAUGGUUAGUUUGAACAUUUGUUCGUU
This is a messenger RNA of Alnus glutinosa, 914 nucleotides long. RefSeq lists its product as uncharacterized. Gene Ontology annotation, molecular function: oxidoreductase activity, acting on the CH-CH group of donors. Lineage: Eukaryota; Viridiplantae; Streptophyta; Magnoliopsida; Fagales; Betulaceae. The record is from RefSeq and is a predicted model, not a curated record. The transcript has 2 exons. Gene Ontology annotation, biological process: lipid metabolic process. The coding region runs from base 41 to 841 and encodes 266 amino acids.